UUACCGAGCAAGCAUAGAGUGGUGGUGAGGAAAGUGACAGUCACACUGGAGGCUUGGUGUAUGGUGAAACACAGGUGAUUUCAGCUUCCACGGUUGCAAUUUACAGCGGAAUGUUCACUCGAAGGGGGUAUGGAGACGUCAAGAAAUCUACACAGAAAGUUCUGGACCCAAAGAAGGAUGUGCUGACCCGGCUCAAACACCUCCGGUCACUGUUAGAUAUCAUUGACAAGAGUGAACUGAAGGCAUUCUUCGAGAGCAACUGUUCUCAGAUUUAUUUUAUCUUCUAUGAAAAUUUCAUUACACUGGAAAGCAACUUAAAACAAAAAGGGAACAAAUCUCAAAGGGAGGAGCUGGACUCUAUCCUCUUUAUUUUUGAAAAAAUUCUACAACUUCUGCCUGAGAAAAUCUACAACCGAUGGCAGUUUCACAGUAUAGGUUCUAUUCUGAAAAAACUUCUACACACUGGAAAUUCAUUCAAGAUCCGCUGUGAAGGGAUCCGUCUCUUCCUGCUGUGGCUGCAGGCCCUGAGGGACAACUGUGCUGAGGAGCAGUUUCUUAUCUUUGCCUGUCUGGUGCCCGGAUUCCCUGCUGUGCCCUCCACCAGAGGGCCCUUCAGCCUCGACACCAUUUACAACGCCUCCUCCAACCCCCAUGACGCAAAAGUGGUGCCCGAGGAGAUUACAGCGCUUGUUCCGGCUGUGGUGGGAGAAAAAGUUGCAGAUGACCAGACUUGUUACAUCCUCGAAACCCUGCUCAAGUACAUGGUCAUUCAGGCAUCCAGUUUAGAAUGGAAGAACAAAGAGAACGAGAACACAGGCUUCAGGUUUCUCUUCAGCCUGUUCAAGAAGUACUACCUUCCACAUUUAUUCCCCUCCUUCACCAAACUCACAAACCUCUACAAGCCCUUAUUAGACCUCCCCCAUCACAGACCAAAACCCUUGUAUGUGCCAGUGACGCGGAACAAUGAAAGCACCUUCUGCACCAGGGACCAGUACCUGGCACCCCGUGUGGCCUUCAUCACCUGGCUGGUCACCUUCUUCCUGGAGAAGAAGUAUGUCAGCAGUGCUGCUGCGGCGCAGAACGCCAAGAACGGCACUGAAGUCAUUCCCAAACUCAUCCACACUGUCACUGCAGGCAGUAGCAGCCAGGAGAAGGAUAAGGAUAAGACGUCGGAUGGGGAUACGAAUGGACCAGCGGGGGAACCCGAGAAGAGCCACUCCAACAGCAGCACGCUAUCAGACCGACGGCCCAGCGAUUCCAGUUUGUGUAGCAUUGAGGAGGAGCACCGCUAUGUCUAUGACAUGGUGCAUGCCAUCCUGCUGUCCACCAGGGACAAUGUGAAUUUUGUCAACGAGGUCUUCCACCAGGCUUUCCUGCUGCCAUCCUGCGAGGCAUCUGCAACCAGGAAGGUGAUCAAAGUGUACAGGAAGUGGAUCCUGCAGGAAAAGCCCAGCUUCAUGACAGAGCCUGACACAACUACCCAGGAAGAUGAAGUAGAUCACAGCAGUGAACAGAUACUCAGCGCCGAGACAAAGAGCAUGCAUGCACAGGCCGAGAGUCACGGUCACAGACGGUCGUCCAGCUGGGGGAGGACCUACUCAUUCAGCAGCGCCAUCAAUCGGGGCUUUCUCACUGAGGAGCAGAACAGGGACAUCAAGGCUGGCAUCCAGCCCACACUACAGGUGUUCCUGACCAACUCAUCCAAUGUGUUCCUGUUGGAACCCUGCCAGGAUGUACCUAAACUCCUGGAAAACCAGGUUGAAGUGUGCAAGGGUGUUCUUAGUAUCUACCGGCACAUGAUCAUGGAGCACACGAUGAAUACACAGACAUGGGAGCAGAUGCUGCAGGUACUGCUGAGGAUCACUGAGGCAGUGAUGAAGAGGCCACAGGAAAACCAAAGAAAAGACAGCUUUGCUGAAAGUUUAGCAUCUAUACUCUUUAGGACCAUCAUUGUGGCGUGGGUGCGAGCCAACCUGUGCGUAUUUAUCUCCCGGGAGCUAUGGGACGAGCUGCUGGCAGUGCUGUCCUCUCUUACCUGCUGGGAGGAGCUGGUGACAGAGUGGGCCAGCAUCAUGGACUCGCUGACGGCUGUGCUGGCACGCUCCGUUUAUGGCCUGGACAUGGGCAACCUGCCUCUGGACAAACUCAGUGAACAGAAGGAGAAGAAGCAGAGAGGACGUGGAGUGAUCCAGGACUCCCAGAAGGCGGCGGCAGCAGCAGCAGCAGCAGUGGCACGCUCCUUCUCACUGAGUUGGAGGAACCAGGGAGAGCAGGUCGGGCCAGGGGUUCAAGAGCCCAUGAGGAUUCGCUCUGCCACUACAUCAGGAGCUCCUGGUGUAGAGAAGGCACGAAACAACGUCCGACAGAAGGCCUCUGAUGUGGAGGAGUGUCAGCUGUCCGAAUGUGGUGUAGAGGAGGAGCUGGGAGGCGGGGAUAGCCCUCUGCCACGUAGCAGUAGCACCUCCGACAUCACCCAGCAUCUGUCUGAUACUUUACCAGCCCAGAAGAGAGAGUACUCCCCAACUUCCUGUGGCUCUGACAGCAGAACAUCUGAGGGCAGGAGAGAAAGCAGUGAGCCGCCAGUGAUCCUCAUCCAGCGGAGCAACAGUUCAGCUGAGACAGAGUGCAAUGCUGAGGGACACACAAACUACACAAGACCCAAACUCAGAGAGAAAAGUGAGAGUAUAAGCAGUGAGACAUCCAACGGCUACCUCAAUGAAGCUGAGGUUACCUGGCAGGCCUUUGAUGAGGAGGCUGACACUCAGUCCACACAGUCAACCCACAUGGACGUGACAACCGACCCCCAGAGCCAGGGGAGUCUGCUGCUCAGCCACAAUGAGGCUCUAGCAGGUCCUGAGUGUGCCCUCCCUCCCCACUCUGCACCCCCGUCCUACCACCACCACAACCACUACCACUACCCCCAGAACCCCCCCGCCUCACCAGCCCUGCUGGUGCACACAGAGUGUCCGCGGGACUGCCCCCUGGACGACACCAUGCAUCAGUCUGUCUUACACAUGCCACACCACUUGGACAGCAGUGAGUGCCUGGCUGACGAUGUCAGCAUCAUUGCUGGUGGGACCCUGACUGGCUGGCAUCCUGAUUCAGCCUUUGUCCUGUGGAGGAGGAUAUUGGGUAUCCUGGGAGAUGUCAACAACAUCCGCUGCCCAAAAAUCCAUGCCAAAGUCUUCUCCUAUCUCUAUGAGCUCUGGCACAAGCUAGCCAAGAUCCGGGACAACCUUGGGAUCAGUGUGGACAACCAGUCUUCCCCUCCCCAGCCGGCCUUCAUCCCUCCUCUCCGAAUGCUUGCCUCUUGGCUCUUCAGGGCCACCAUGCUGCCAGCAGAAUAUAAGGCUGGUAAGCUGCAAGCCUACAAGCUGAUCUGCGAGAUGAUGACCAGGCACCAGGAUGUGCUCCCCAACAGUGAUUACUUGGUGCACCUCUACUACAUCAUGCACAAGGGCUUCACCAGCGAUGACCAGGAUGUUUUGAACACUAUCAUCCGCUCCUGCUCCCCUCGAUUCUUCUUCCUCGGCCUGCCAGGCUUCACCAUGCUGGUUGGAGAUUUCAUCACUGCUGCUGCCUGCGUUCUCAGCUCCGUCUCCCCAGAGGCUCCGAGGAUGGAGGCUCAGACAAUCCUGGGCUCUCUGGUGUGUUUUCCCAACCUUUACCGUCAGAUUCCUGUACUACAGCGUGUGCCUGGCUCUGAUGACAUUGUUGUAGGCAAUGAGGAUAUCAAGGACUAUCUGGUCAACAUCCUGCUAGAAACAGCGACAAAGGAACAUUGUGAAGGGGCCAGGUGCAUUGCUGUGUGCAGUCUGGGUCUGUGGGUGUGCGAGGAGCUAAUGCAAAAGAACAUCCACCACCAGGUUAAAGAUGCCAUCAACGUCUUGGGAGUAACACUAAAGUUUGGAAACAAAGCCGUGGCUCAGGUAGCCUGUGACGUGUUUCAGCUGCUCAUUUCUCACUGGGAACAUCUCAAGAGGUUGGAGUCCACUCUGCCGAAGAAAAUCAUUGAGAUCUUUGUGGCCACAAUAGCCUUUUUGUUGCCGAGCGCAGAGCACUCAACAGUGGAAGCAGACAAAAAGUUGAUGGUGUCACUGCUGCUUUGCCUGUUGGACUGGUGCAUGGCCGUUCCCUUGAGUCUGCUGCUGGAACCCAUCACCAUGCCUUUGGUGGAGGACCGCACAUCCCACAAGGCCCCUCUGCUGGACUACAUCUACAGGGUGCUGCACUGCUGUGUGUCCGGCUCCAACUUGCACACCCAACAGAGCCACUACCUCCUCACCCUGUCAGACUUGUCCUCUGACUAUGACCUCAUGUUGGGUCAGGUUAAGAGCUUUGAGCCACCACCCUCCCAGACAACCACUACCGAAUUCGGCAACCUGCUCACCGUCGCUGAAGAAAAGCGACGUCGGAACAUGGAGCUGAUACCUCUGACAGCACGGAUGGUCAUGACACACCUGGUGAACCACCUGGGCCAUCACCCGCUGAGCGGCGGCCCUGCCCUUCUCCACAGCCUCGUGAGCGAAAAUCACGAUAACCCGUAUGUGGAGUCGUCCGAGCUGUCCUCUGAGGUCUUCAAAAGCCCAAACCUUCAGCUGUUUGUCUUCAACGAUAGCACGCUGAUGUCCUACCUGCAGAUCCCUGCUGAGACACCCACCGUCGGCCAGCCCCCCCAACCUUCUUCCCAAGUGCGAAUCAUUGUCCGGGACAUCUCGGGCAAAUACUCAUGGGACGGCGCGAUCCUCUACUGCACCAACCAGGAAGACUCUGUUGACAUGGGAGUUUUUAGUCCAGUCGACCGCCCUCUUUCUACUACCACUGUCACUCACAGCAGAAGCCAGCCCUGCUCUCCAACAAAGGGACCGCACAAAAAUCAUUGUUCGGUCUCAGACUCCCUCUCUGACUUCUGUGAGGAGGAAGAGGUAGACGUUCUGGAUAAGCUGUUGGAGGACCUCGGCCACAGCAGCCCAGAAUGCCUGCCUCAACCACAACUCAAACUCAGCCAGCCAGCCCCCUCACCCCAUGGCAUGAACAUGGAGCAGGAGACCGCCAUCCUGGAGGCCAUUCUCCGUCAGACUCAGCAGGAGGAGGAGCAAGUGAGGAGGUGGGACGCUGAUGUAAGCUUUCGGGCUGCCUGCCAGAGGGAACCCUCACACCAGGAACCAAAAGCUCCUUUCUACUUCUGCCGGCUGCUACUUAAUGACCUUGGCAUGAACUCUUGGGACCGCAGGAAAAGUUUCCAUUUGCUGAAGAAAAAUUCAAAGCUCUUAAGAGAACUGAAGAACCUGGACUCUAGGCAGUGUCGAGAGACGCACAAGAUUGCUGUGUUCUAUAUUGGAGAAGGCCAAGAAGACAAGUGCUCCAUCUUGUCUAACAGCGCAGGCAGCCAGGCCUAUGAGGACUUUGUGUCUGGACUGGGAUGGGAGGUGGACCUGGCCACUCACUGUGGCUUUAUGGGUGGCCUCCAGAGGAAUGGCAGCACAGGUCUAACAGCUCCUUACUAUGCUACCUCCACUGUGGAAGCCAUCUUCCACGUCUCCACGCGCAUGCCAUCUGAUUCUGAUGACUGCCUCACCAAAAAGCUGCGUCACCUGGGAAAUGACGAGGUGCACAUAGUGUGGUCAGAGCACACGAGGGACUACCGACGUGGCAUCAUCCCAACCGACUUUGGAGACGUGCUCAUUGUCAUCUACCCGAUGAAGAACCACAUGUAUUUCAUCCAGAUCAUGAAGAAACCACAGGUUCCUUUCUUUGGGCCUCUGUUUAAUGGCGCCAUCGUCACUGGGACGCUGCUGCCAAGCUUGGUGCGGGCCACCUGUAUCAAUGCCAGCAGAGCUGUCAAGUCCCGGCUGACUCUCUACCAGAGCUUCUAUGAGGAGCGGGCGCUCUACUUGGAGGCCAUUGUUCAGAACCACAGAGAGGUCAUGACCUUUGAAGACUUUGCCUCGCAGGUCUUCUCCCCCUCUCCUGGCUAUCCAAUGAGUGGGACAGGUUCUUUCACCGGCAGCACGAGCACCGACACCGGCGCUCAAGCCGGAACGACGGACUCUUCUGUCGACCAGGUCUCUCCCACCAUGCCCCGUGCCACAAAGAACCGAGUUUCCGGAAAACUCCGCCGAUCAGCCAGCGCUAUAAGCAAAUCCUCCAACUGAGCUCUUCAGUUUUUUCACCCUUUCUCCCCUCCCACCCCCCUCCCGAUGUUCAGCCUUUAAUAUCUUUUCUCGAAGAACCUCACACACCCAGCUGUGACUGCAAGAGUUGUUUUUUUUUGUUGUGUGUUUUUUUUUUUUUUUUUUUUUUUUUGGGCGUGUAUUGUUUUUGGUUGUUUUAUCUUGUGUCAUAUAAACAUGUAACUGGAGCAUAUUGCAAUUUUUAAUUUAAGUGGCAAUCAUUGAUUUCACUGAUACAUUUCCAUUUGUUGUGGUGUUUAAGUGCGUUAAUCGAGAUGGACAUGAGACUAAGCUAUUUGUGUUCAUCCUGGUGGUUUCAGCUUAAGAAUCAGCAACAUAGGAAGACUUGACUUUACUGAGAAGUCUUAAAGCAACCUGUGACAAAGAAAAAAAAGUCAUUUUUAUUCUCAUUUUCUAGUGCAGUCUCAAUGCACUGGAGAAACAAAGUUCUUACUAUAGUAAGGGAAUGGGAGACUGCUUUACCCUGUUUCUGUGUCUCAUCUAUCUCAACACUUAAAUGUAACAAAGCACUGAAUGACACAGCUGUAAAUGGCAUCAUGCUAAAACUGCACAAAGGAUUUGUUUCCAUUUAUAACUGUGUCCGCCUUUUUACCUCUUUUUGCACCUGCCACGACCUUUCUGUGUCAAAGAUGCCACUUCAGUUAGUGACGGGGUGAUGUUUCUUUUUUUGUUUUGUUUCGUCCUGCUCGGUAGCACCAGUUUUGAUCACGUUCGUGGAGAAAAAGACUGAUGCAGUGGGGAAUACCUCCCCACAAUGAUUUGUACUCACUGCUGCACAGGCUUCAUGGGCACGGAGUCCCUGUAGUACGUGCAAGUCAGAGGCUUUUUAAUUGUUUUGAACCUGGAGUGGACAAUCAGUGACGUCUUUCUAGCUUGAGCUGAAUUGAAAUUUGUUUGGGUUGUUUCUUUUUUUGGUUUGUUUUUUUUAUCACUCUAAUUUUCCUUUUUAAAUGAAUUCCGAUGGAUUGUGUCAUGAUUUGAUUUAUGCAACUCCAGUGGAAUGAGAAAAGACUGCGUUUGUAAUUGUUUUCUGAUGUCGUUAACAUAGGCUCAUGUCCGGUAAUUGAAUAAGUUCCUCCUGUCUCUUUCCUCCGCUAUUAGUUUCCCUGUCUUGUGAGGCUAAGACAUCGACAUUCCGACGUUCCCAAACAACGUUUUUGCACUCACUGUCAUUGAUUAAUGAGAAUGUUUCUCUUUGUUCUGGGAUGUACAUUGCUUUAAAUUUUAUUCGCUGAUGUCUGUUUGUUAGAUGUAUAUAGAGAGGACUAUUUGAUGAUGUGUCGUUCUAUGUAUUCGUGUGCUGUUUAGAGGAACAAUACCACCAGAGCCUCAGGUGAAUCUUAACUCCAUGCACUGGUGUGCAUGUAUGUGUGUGUGUGUCGAUGAGCGUGUGUGUGUAUGCGUGAGUUUCUGAGAGAGCUUCUCACAGUGCCUGUGUAACGUCUGUCCCACACCACCUCCGCUCCCAAUAAUCAGAUUUUAGUUUCUCUUCUUCAUCAUGCGAGGAGAAUCAUGGCCCGCCCUGCCUCACAGCUCCUUGUUAGCCGUCUCAAACAGAGUGUUUUCCUCCGCUAAGUCUCUAAAGGUCAGUGUCUUGUGCUUCCCACCACAACAAAAACGACGGCGACAGAUGGAUUCGGAGUCGUGGGGUUCUCUGUUUUUUAGUCUUUAUUACAGGUGGUGCACUGCCUCGUCUUUAUCUGUGAAUGGAAUCAAGUGGCACCAGCCCCUCCUCUUUCCCAUGAUACUCUCCCCAUGCCGCCUCCUAGGGCUACAGGAGGGGGUGAGGGGCUGGAGGUGGAGAGGGUGGGAGGUGGGGGCUGGGUUUAGGUGGCAUGCCAGAGCUGAACUCUAACAGCCCUCCUAGCAACAGGCAGGCCAGUUCACUCACUCCUCCAACCUGCCCUGCUCGUGUUGUCAUGGUAGCCAGGUGUUCCCCACACAUACACACACAAACACACACACAUUGUACACUCACACCCUCUGAGGGCUCCACCCAAGCUGCAACACUAUCCCCAUCUGUUGCACUACUAUGCCUUACUUUCCCCAUGCUCACCUGUCAUUUUUCCUCCUUCUCUCAGAUCCUCGCCUCCUUUUGUUUGUUAAUUCCCUGAACAGAAAACGGAAUCCAAACAUCAGGAGGGUGGAGGUGGUGAGAGUUAAAUCCUGUUUUAUUUUUUUGUCUUUGUUUUUUUUGUUUUUUUUCCCCCUGAAGAAUGUAUAGAUAUAUAGGCCUGGAUCACAUCUAUGGUUUUUGUUUUCCCCAAAGCCAGUUAAAAGAUCCACCCAGGAUGCUGAUCUAAAGAUUGUAGGUUAUAGUUGACGUCUGUUGAAGGGGGCCUGUGCCCACACUUUUUGGUGGCUUAGUUGCUGGAGAUGUUAGUUUGGACCAAGAUAAGGAUUGUGUGUCUUAUAUACGUGAAGAAAAUGAGCUAGUGUUAGUCCUAGUAUGUUGUUUCUUUUCUUCUCGUUUUAGAAAUCCUUGUACAUUGUGUCAAAUUUGAGGGCGUCAGCGUCCUCUGAUUAUAAAUAUAUUAAUGCCUGUAAUAUAAUCUUUGUAUAAGAGAAAGAGGAAAAAAAAAGCUUGAAGAUUUCAUCAUUACUUGUCAACAUAUCAAACUGUUUUUAACGACCGAAGUCCUGCUAUCUUUAUUAGAAAUGUGAAAAUUGAAACAUUUCAUUAAAUCAAUUUGAA
Molecule: messenger RNA, 8889 nt
Organism: Toxotes jaculatrix (banded archerfish)
Lineage: Eukaryota; Metazoa; Chordata; Actinopteri; Toxotidae
Gene: ralgapa2
Product: Ral GTPase activating protein catalytic subunit alpha 2
Exons: 40
Coding region: 111-6155 (2014 amino acids)
Biological process (GO): positive regulation of GTPase activity; regulation of small GTPase mediated signal transduction
Cellular component (GO): nucleus; cytoplasm
Molecular function (GO): GTPase activator activity
Source: RefSeq, a predicted model, not a curated record